Messenger RNA from Suncus etruscus (white-toothed pygmy shrew), 1859 nucleotides. RefSeq names its product reticulon 4 receptor (gene RTN4R). The coding region runs from base 134 to 1561 and encodes 475 amino acids. Gene Ontology annotation, cellular component: plasma membrane. Gene Ontology annotation, molecular function: protein binding. The record is from RefSeq and is a predicted model, not a curated record. Lineage: Eukaryota; Metazoa; Chordata; Mammalia; Eulipotyphla; Soricidae. The transcript is spliced from 2 exons.
GCCCACAGCCGAGCGCGCCCCAGCCUCGCCCCGGGGCCGGGGAUGCGGCCCCGGCCUGGGGGACACACGGGCGCCGGUGGCCCCCCAGCGACUUCGGCCCCCGCACCCGCACGCGCCCCGCCCGGCCCCGACGAUGAAGCGGGCGUCCUCGGGAGGGAGCCGGUUGCUGGCCUGGGUGCUGUGGCUGCAGGCCUGGCAAGUGGCAGCACCGUGCCCUGGUGCUUGCGUGUGCUACAAUGAGCCGAAGGUGACCACUAGCUGCCCGCAGCAGAAUCUCCAUGCCGUGCCCGUGGACAUCCCCGCCUCCAGCCAGCGCGUCUUCCUGCACGGAAACCGCAUCGCACACAUCCCCGCCGCGGGCUUCCGUGCCUGCCGCAACCUCACCAUCCUGUGGCUGCACUCGAACGCUCUGGCCCGCAUCGACGCCGCGGCCUUCACGGGCCUGGCCCUCCUGGAGCAGCUGGACCUCAGCGACAACGCACAGCUUCGAGCCGUCGACCCCACCACGUUCCGGGGCCUGAGUCGCCUGCACACGCUGCACCUCGACCGCUGCGGCCUGCAGGAGCUGGGCCCGGGCCUGUUCCGUGGCCUGGCCGCCCUUCAGUAUCUCUACCUGCAGGACAACGGGCUGCAGGCGCUGCCCGACGACGCCUUCCGCGACCUGGGCAACCUCACGCAUCUCUUCCUACACGGCAACCGCAUCCCCAGCGUGCCCGAGCGGGCCUUCCGAGGCCUGCACAGCCUCGACCGCCUGCUGCUGCACCAGAACCGCGUGGCCCGCGUCCACCCGCAAGCCUUCGGGGACCUGGGCCGCCUCAUGACUCUCUACCUAUUCGCCAACAACCUGUCAGCGCUGCCCGCCGAGGCCCUGGCCCCCCUGCGCUCUCUGCAGUACCUGCGGCUCAAUGACAACCCCUGGGUCUGCGACUGUCGUGCUCGCCCGCUCUGGGCUUGGCUGCAGCAGUUCCGUGGCUCCUCGUCCGAACUGCCCUGCCGCCUGCCUGCCCACCUGGCCGGCCGUGACCUCAAGCGCCUGAGCGCCACCGACCUGGAGGGCUGUGCAGUGGCCGCAGGGCCCUCCCGCCCCGUCUGGACCAGUGGAGGCCAGGACGAGGACACCCUGGGCCUGCCGAAAUGCUGUCAGCCUGAUGCAGCGGACAAGGCCUCGGUGCUGGAGGGCAGGAGCCCAGCCUCUGGGGGCAACUCGCUCAAAGGACGGGUGCCUCCUAGCGAUGGCCAGCCAGGCAAUGCCUCGGGCCCACGGCACAUCAAUGACUCCCCCUUCGGGACCCUCUCUGGCUCCCUGGAGCCCCCUCUGAGCGCACUGCCGCCUGAGGGCUCUGAGGCCCCCAGCCACCCAACCUCUGGGCCUCGACGGCGGCCAGGCUGUUCCCGAAAGAACCGAACCCGCAGCCAGUGCCGCCUGGGCCAGGCAGGUGGCGGUGGCCCUGGUGCAGGUGAUGCAGAUGCCGAGGGCUCCGGUGCCCUGCCCAGUCUCGCCUGCAGCCUCGCCCCUCUGGGCCUCGCUGUGCUGCUGUGGACGGUGCUCAGGCCCUGCUGACCGGCCCGGCUCACCUCCCGAGCCCUUCUCAGCCACCAGGUGUGUGUUGUGUACAUACGGGGUUCCCUCCGCACCACCAGCCAGCACCGGGUAUCCAGGCCCUCCUUGACCUGACGGACUCUCCCCCCCCCCCCCCUUCGGCCUUCCCAUUCUUCCACCCCCACCAUGUUUACAGGGUGAGGAGGAGCGUUUGUUGCAGAACGCGGCCUCACGCCCGGAUCGCGGUAUAUAGAGAUAUGCAUUUUAUUUUACUUGUGUAAAAAUAUCGGACGACGUGGAAUAAAGAGCUCUUUUCUUA